Molecule: messenger RNA, 1850 nt
Organism: Cokeromyces recurvatus
Lineage: Eukaryota; Fungi; Mucoromycota; Mucoromycetes; Mucorales; Mucoraceae
Product: phosphoenolpyruvate carboxykinase [ATP]
Exons: 3
Coding region: 56-1723 (555 amino acids)
Biological process (GO): gluconeogenesis
Cellular component (GO): cytosol
Molecular function (GO): phosphoenolpyruvate carboxykinase (ATP) activity; ATP binding
Source: RefSeq, a predicted model, not a curated record
GUAUUCUUUUAAUUUUAUUUAUUUCAUAUACAUAUAUUUUUUUUAAGAAAACAAAAUGGUUUCAUCAAGACCUGGAUCUCCUUACACUGGUUAUAGACCCUCUAGUGCUAAUUCUACUCAUACCAAAGUAGAAGAAGACCUUCAUGAAUAUGCUGGUAUUGACUAUGAUAAGGUUACAAUCAUGCGUAAUCCUUCUGUAGCUGUUCUUUAUGAACAAGCAUUAACUUAUGAACAAGGUACUGUGAUUUCAUCUGCUGGUGCUCUUUGUGCUUAUUCUGGUAAGAAGACAGGUCGAUCCCCCAAGGAUAAACGUAUUGUUAAAGAAGAGACAUCUGAUAAGGAUAUUUGGUGGGGACCUGUGAAUACACCCAUCAGUGAAAAAGUCUUUCUGAUUAAUCGUGAACGUGCUAUUGAUUAUCUUAAUACUCGUCCUCGUUUGUAUGUAUUUGAUGGUUUUGCAGGUUGGGAUCCCAAGUAUCGUAUUAAGGUACGUGUUGUCGCUUCUCGUGCUUAUCAUCUCUUGUUCAUGCGUAACAUGUUGAUUCGUCCAACUGAAGAAGAACUUGAAGAAUUCGGUACUCCUGAUUUCACUAUCUUUAAUGCUGGUGAAUUCCCCGCCAAUCGUUAUACAACUGGCAUGACUUCUACCACCUCCGUCUCUGUCAACUUUAAGCGUAAUGAAAUGGUUAUCCUUGGUUCUGAAUAUGCUGGUGAAAUGAAGAAGGGUAUCUUUACUGUAAUGCAUUAUUUAAUGCCCAAGGCAGGUGUUCUUUCACUUCACUCAUCAGCUAAUGAAGGUCCCAAUGGAGAUGUAUCUCUCUUCUUUGGUCUUUCAGGUACCGGUAAGACCACACUCUCGGCUGAUCCUAAACGUCAAUUAAUCGGCGAUGAUGAGCACUGUUGGUCCGAUAAUGGUAUCUUCAAUAUUGAAGGUGGUUGUUAUGCUAAAUGUAUCGAUCUUUCAGCUGAAAAGGAACCUGAUAUUUUCAAUGCCAUUCGAUUUGGUUCUAUCCUUGAAAAUGUUGUCCUUGAUGAAGAAACACGUGAAGUAGAUUAUUCAGAUGAUUUCUUGACAGAGAACACACGUUGUGCUUAUCCCAUCUAUCAUAUCCCUAAUGCCAAGAUACCUUGUAUGGGAGGACAUCCUAAGAAUAUUAUCUUGUUGACGUGUGAUGCCUUUGGCGUCCUUCCUCCUGUCUCCAAGUUAACUGCUGAACAAGCCAUGUAUCACUUUAUUUCUGGCUACACCACCAAGGUACCAGGUACUGAAGAUGGUAUCUUGGAACCUCAAGCCACUUUCUCUGCUUGCUUUGGUGCACCUUUCCUUGUUCUUCAUCCUCAACGUUAUGCUACCAUGUUGGCAGAAAAGAUGUCUAGUCAUAAAGCAGAUGCCUGGUUGAUUAAUACGGGUUGGAUUGGUGGAUCUGCUGCAAAUGGUGCUAAGCGUUGUCCCUUAAAGUACACCCGUGCUAUCUUGGAUGCUAUUCAUAGUGGUGAAUUGGCCAAUGCUAAAUUUGAUAAAUUGGAAAUCUUUAAUUUAAGUAUUCCCAAGACUGUCACUAAUGUCCCCUCUGAACUUUUGAAUCCCAAGACUGCCUGGCAGGGAACUAGUAAAGAAUUCGAUGCCUCUCUUCGUAAUGUUGCUAACAUGUUUGUUCAAAACUUUAAGACUUAUGAAGAUCAAGCCGAUCCCAAAACUUUAGCUGCUGGUCCUAAGAUUUAAAUCUAAAUAGUUGUAUACUACUUUAUGUAGAAACAGGCAUUUCUUUUUUUUUUUCAAUUAUCUAAAAUGUAUUAUAGUUUAUUAGCAGCCUUUUUUUUUUUCUUUUUUUUUUUCUCUCUAUUUCCAC